AUGCGUAGAUUCGAAGUUGACUCCGAACAGGCUCAAGCCUUUGACCAGGUCGACAACGCGCCUCACGGGGCCAGAAUAUCGCACGAGUUACUCAGUAAUGCCGCUGCCUAUGAAGCCGCCAAAACAUACGAGAUCUACGUCGCCCAAUCUGGUCACGGACCUGCUAGUGACACCGGGGUUAAAUGGACUCUCGCCAUCCUUGUCAGUGCCUCUGUCGACCGCUUAGUUGAAACAAAGGGUCUAGAAUACGUUGACAAGGAGAAGGCCAAGCACGAUGGCAUACUGCAAGUUGAAGAAGCAAGAGCAAGGAAUGAAUAA
Messenger RNA from Penicillium soppii, 318 nucleotides. Its product is annotated as DUF3759 domain-containing protein. The transcript is spliced from 3 exons. The record is from RefSeq and is a predicted model, not a curated record. Bases 1 to 318 code for a protein of 105 amino acids. NCBI's taxonomy places the organism in Eukaryota, Fungi, Ascomycota, Eurotiomycetes, Eurotiales, Aspergillaceae.